Messenger RNA from Stegodyphus dumicola, 5438 nucleotides. RefSeq names its product cation-independent mannose-6-phosphate receptor-like. NCBI's taxonomy places the organism in Eukaryota, Metazoa, Arthropoda, Arachnida, Araneae, Eresidae. Gene Ontology annotation, biological process: lysosomal transport. Gene Ontology annotation, cellular component: plasma membrane; trans-Golgi network; late endosome. The record is from RefSeq and is a predicted model, not a curated record. Gene Ontology annotation, molecular function: signaling receptor activity; D-mannose binding; insulin-like growth factor binding.
ACGUAAACGCAAUAUUGUAACUCGAAUGAGUAAUGUUCUCAUUAUAUGUGCCUUCAAAUGUUUCGUUCUGUAGAGUGAUAACUCUGUAAAGUAAUCUAGUUUUAAAGUUAACAGUAUUAUUAAUUCGUAUAUUCAUAUAAUAUGUCUUUCAGUCCGAACUUUUUUAUUGUGAUAUUAACACUUUGUCUCAUUCAUGAUGUGUGGCCUAGUUGUGUUUUCCAGGAUGGUAAAUACGAUCUGUCGGCUUUAGAUUGGCCUGCUGGGUGGCCAGUAUCUGGACCAGAGAUAAAUGGAACUUCUACUUACUAUGAAAUAAGUAUAUGUCGUCCUCUCAAUUAUACUUCACCUUCUCUCAGCAAAGGGUGUCCAAAAAGUUCUAUCUGUCAAAUUUCAGGUGAAAAAGCAGUUAGUUUUGGAAAGGCCAUUGAAAAACCUUCGGAUUAUGCAAUUGCUGAUAAUGUUGGUAGUGGAUUUUCUCUUUAUGUUCUGACAAGGGAAUUGUGUGGAUCAAGUGGAGUAUAUCGGGCUACCAUAAAUUUUGCAUGUGGCCCAAAUCUAGGAGCACCAGAGCUUAUAUUAUGGAGUGACUGCCAAGUGAAUUUUUUCUGGAGAACUUCAGCUGCUUGUAUCAAUAAACCCAAAAUUCAUCAGGUUCCUUGCUAUGUCAUUGACAAAGAAGGGAAUAAGCGAGAUUUGUCUCAGCUGAUUUUAAGGAAAGGAAGCUAUCCUGUAGAAACUGCAGAUCCAAGUAUUAAUUUUACAAUCAACGUUUGUUCUGAGAUACUUGAUGAUGAAGGAAACACAAGUUGUGGCUCAAAUUCCUCUGCAUGUAGGGUUGUUGGAGAUGAAUAUUUGUCUUUUGGAAAACCACAGGGGCGCCUUCAGUACACUCAGGAAGGAUUAGUACUAUCUUAUUCAACAGAUCAAUUAUAUUCAGAACCACCAAAAGGAUGUAAUCUCAAGCCGAAGACAACUAUUUAUUUUAACUGCCCUCGCAGAGAUUAUAGCCAGCCACCCAUCCUGUUAUCUGAUUUAAACUGUCAGUAUGAGAUAAAAUGGGAUACUGAAUAUGCCUGCCCUGAAAACUUAUUAAAAGGGAGUUUGAAAACUUGUCAAUUUACUGCAGAAUCUCAUGGAGUUGAAAUAGAUUUGAGCCCUUUGAAAAAGAAGCCCAUUUUAAAUAUUCCAAGUAGAUAUGGGAAUUCCACAUUUGCUUUAAGUGUUUGUGGUGGGCUCGGAAAUUUUACUUGCAGUGGUAAAAAUUGGAAGUCAACAUCCGUUUGUGCAAAUGAGACGGCAAAUUCAUCCAUGAUAAUAGGUACCACUGAUGGAUCACGUCUUGUAUAUGCAGAUGGUGUAGUGAUUUUAACUUAUCCUGGACGACAAUCAUGUAAUAAUGAUACAGAUCAUUCAACUGUAGUAAGCUUUGUUUGUGAUCCUGAUGCCAGUAAUGAUGGUGAGGGGGAGCCUAAACAUGUGUCCUCAGAUCACUGCAUUCAUAUGUUUGAAUGGAAAACAAAAUACGUAUGCUUGAAACGUUCACUAGACAUUGCUUGCUCAGUCACUUUUAAAAAUAAAACAGUCAAUCUUAGAAAAUUAUCAUUAGUGGUUGGAGAAGCAUGGGAAGCUAUUGAUCGAAGAAAUAUGGAUCAUAAGGAUAAUGCUGAGUAUUACAUAAAUAUUUGUGGUCGGGUGGCACACUUAGGUAAUUUAAGUAGUUGCGGUGAAGGUUCUUCUGCUUGUGUUUUGGACAGUGAUGGUAAAUAUUUGAAUUUAGGUAACUUUACUUCACCACCAGUUUAUGAUAAAAUUUCAGAUUCAAUCAGGUUGACUUACACUGGUGGAAGUCCUUGUAAAGAUGGAAAACAGUGGAAGUCAACUAUUGAUUUUAUUUGCCGAUCUGGACACAUUAAUUCUGAACCAGUGUUGGUACAUAUAGAUGACUCAGAAUGCCAGUAUAAAUUUGAAUGGCACACUGCUGAAGCUUGCCCUGAAGGCUUGGUUAAGGGUGCCAACUGUAAAAUACAUGAUGAUAAUUUAGGCAUUAAUUAUGAUUUAACACCUUUUAAAAAUAAAGUGUAUGAAGUUGACAGUGAGUCUUACAAAUUCUAUAUUGGUAUUUGUGAACCUGUCAUGAAUUCAUCAUGUUCAUUAAAUCAGAAUUCUUCUCAGAAUGUGGGUAUUUGCCGAGAAGAUAAAAUAAAUCAUACAUCAGUAAAGAUUGGGGAGUCAAGUUCUGAUUUAUCAUAUUUGGAUGGGGUUGUUACUUUAAAUUAUUUACUAGUUGAUCCAUUAAAUAAAACGACUCACGUUGCUAUAAUAGUAUUCAUUUGUGAUUAUGAUGCUGGAAAUGGAAGUCCUCGUUUUGCUGAAGAACUGAAGUUUGGAUAUGUUUUUCAUUGGUAUACUAGCUUAGUUUGCUCAAAUUCUGUUUCGACUGAAUGUGUGGUUCAUGAUCCAUUUUCGCAUCUAAUUUAUGAUCUGUCAGGAUUAUCUAUAUCUGAGAAGAAUUGGGUAGCUGUUGUAAAUGAAGAUAAUAAAGAAAGGAAGAUUUAUUUGAAUAUUUGUCGCCCUCUUGCUCAGCCAUUAAUUUGUGAUUCAAAUGCUGCUGCAUGUAUGGUUGAAAAGGUUGAUGAGAAAGAGAAGGUUGUUAUAUCUGACUUGGGACAUGCAGUUAGUCCUCCGGUUUUAGAUAGUCCUGGUCACCUUACUCUUAAGUACACUAAUGGAAACCCUUGUGUUGCAUAUGGUGAAAAUAUUACUUAUUCAACAGUAAUACAUUUUCUUUGUGCAGAAGAUAAAAUGCGAAAAAAUGGUCUACGAUUUUUAAGUAAAGUUGGUGCAUGCGAAUAUGCUUUCUUGUGGACUACCAAAGCUGCUUGUCCGACUGGUGUUUUGCAAUCUGUUGAAAGUUGCCAGCUAACUGAUCCUGAUUCUGGUUUUACUUUUGAUUUGACUCCUCUUUGGAAGUCUGCUGAACCAUAUACAGUAACCGUGUCACCUUCUAGUACUUUCCAGCUUAAUAUAUGCGGUAAAGUUGUAUCUGGGUGCUUCACUCCUGAUGGAAAACAGUCAUCUAAAAAUGUUAGUGUGUGUGAAACUGAUUUGGAAGACAAAUUAGUAGCUAACAUUGCUGUAUCAGAUUCAUAUUUACUUAGCUAUUCUACCGGAAGAGAUUUGUCAAUUACCUACAAAUCUUUUGAUGAUCUGAAGGAGGAGGUGAUAAUCAAAUUCCCAUGCUCUAAUACAACAGCAGAUCCGAAUCCAAAAUUUGUAAGCCAUGAGAAUAAACAAUAUAUUUUUGAGAUGAAAACGUCUUUGACUUGCAUCCCAGCACACUUUGACUGCAAUGUGAUUGAUCAGUAUGGAAAUGAAUAUGAUUUAAGUCCUCUUGCAAAAUAUAGUGAUGGGAAUUGGGAGGUUGCAGACAACAGACCAAACUAUUCACAUUUAAGAUAUCAUAUAAAUUUCUGUCGACCAUUGAACAAAGUUGUUGAUUAUAAAUGUCCUGGUGGCUCUUCAGGAGCUUGUCAGACUAAUGUUUUGCAGAAUGAAAAUGUAGGUCGUGAUCUUGGUUCGCAAAUGAAUGAACCCGUAGUGAAUAAUAAGGGUACUGUAGUUCUUCGUUAUACAGAUGGCUCUUACUGUCAUAAUGGUCAGUUCAAGCGUAGUACAACUGUAAAUUUGUUCUGUUCUGGAGAACAAGAAGAUCUAAAAUUUAUCGGAGAAACCCCAGAAUGUGAAUAUAUUUUCUCCUUAGCAACUCCUGUUGCAUGUCCUAUUCAAAGCAGUUUUGGUAGUGCUUGCACAGUUAAAGAUCCAUUCUUUGGAUAUAUUUUUGAUUUAAACCCUCUAAAAAGUAAAAAUAAUAAUUAUAAUGUAACGGUUGAUGAUUAUAACUUCUAUUUCAAUGUUUGUGAUAAAUUGAAUGGCUUUGAGAAUGCAUGUAUUAAUUCAAGUGCUUGCCAAACAAAACCUAAAGAAGCUUCAUUUUCAAAAAGUCUUGGUCUGCCAAAUGAUCGUCUUAUUUAUCGAAAUGGAUUAAUCACUCUUGAAUAUAAAUCGGGCACAGGCAGUUGCCAUGGAAAAUAUAAUCGCUCUGCAAGAAUUACCUUUACUUGCCAUCAUGCCCUUGAAGAUAAAGAUGGACCAUACUUUGUGUCAGAAGCUGAAGAUUGUACAUAUUUAUUUGAAUGGCCUACUGUACAUGCAUGCCCACCAUUCGAUGUCAUAGAAUGUUCUGUUAUAGGUGACAAUGGUGCAUAUUAUGACUUAAGCCGAUUAUCUCUACCUAAUGAGAAUUAUUAUGUUAAACAUCCUAUGUAUGAAAAAAAUUUUGUCAUUAAUGUGUGCCGUAGUGUGGUACAUACACCAGAUUCUGUUUGUCCUUAUACUUCUGCAUCCUGUAUAGUUGAUGUUUCAAACCAUCCUGUCGAUGAACCAGUAAAUCUUGGUAGAGUUGGUCAAGGUCCGUAUAUAGAUAAUGGUAAGUUAAAAAUAAAUUACACUUCAGGAGAUCCUUGUGAUGUAGAAGGAACAGAAACUGCAAGAUUCAUGCAAACAGUUAUUGAAUUUAUCUGUGAUCGCAAAAGCAUAGAUAGUAAGCCAGAAUUUGUAGGAAGAGAUGGGUGUACUUAUUAUUUUGAUUGGCAUACAGUAUAUGCUUGUGAAAGUGAACCCAUAAAGACUAUUGGUGAUUGCACAGCUGAAGACCCUCUAACUGGGUAUUUGUUUAAUCUUUCAUCGCUAAGAAGUCAUGGAUUAUUCAAAUAUCAAAAAGGUAAUCACCAAUAUUAUGUCAGUGUAUGUGGUAAUGAUGAUUCUAGUCCAUGUGGUGCCGAUUCUGGUAUGUGUCAGGAAGAAUUAAUUGGAGCAAAGCGUCACUGGAGUGGUGGAAAGCCUAACAACCACUUGGUAUACAAUAAUGGAAUUAUAUUUUUGAAUUACAGUGAUGGCGAUCCAUGCCAUAAUGGUCGUUUUACACGUAAUACGUUGAUAGAAUUUCAUUGUGGAAAUGGAAUAGGUGAGCCAAAAUUUUUAUAUGAAUCCCAUGAUUGUACUUAUUUUUUUAGCUGGAAAACUGAACUUGCUUGUCAAUCACUGUUACAUUGUGCUGUAAAAAAUGGUAGCCAGUAUUAUGAUCUCACAAGCAUAGCAGGUACAUUUCAUCUUGCUGCAUCUAGUAUUUUGAAUGACAAUGCAUCAUAUUUCAUAAGUGUCUGUAACUCAUUACAAAAACUGCCAGAAGUUUCAUGUCCUCCAGGGGCUGGAAUUUGUAAAGUUCAGAUGGCUUUGCAGAAAGUUUAGGGAGAGUUGAGUAUCCACCUUUUGUUGAUUUCAUGGGCCAUGCCACAGCAAUUUAUACUAAUGGAUCCACCUGUCUGAAAAAUUCUAACUUUCAAAAUCGUGCAAGGAUUAUAUUUGUGUGUGAUAGUGAA